AUGUUAGUCAAUGAUGAUGAACAUAAAUGUUCAUCUAUAUUUUAUAAUUCAUUUUCGGAUCCAUAUUUUAUUGAAAAAAUUUUACUUAUAACAUAUGCUGUAAUAUUUGUUAUUGGUCUUGUUGGAAAUAUAAUGACAAUUGUAAUAAUUAAAUGUAAUACUCAUUUACGUACACCAACUAAUUUUUAUUUACUUAAUUUGGCUAUAUCUGAUCUUAUGAUAUUAAUGUGUAAUUUACCUAUAGAAAUGAUUGAAAUACAUUAUCGUGAAUGGCCAUUAUCAGUUAUAUUUUGUAAAUUACGAAGUAUAUGUGCUGAAUUUUUUACCUGCUCAUCAAUAUUAACUAUCUUAGCAUUUACAUGUGAACGUUAUUCUGCUAUUGUUCAUCCAAUACAUUUUCAUCAAUUAAGUCAUUUUCGUCGUGCACAAAAAGUGAUUCUUAUUAUUUGGUUUAUAUCAUUAAUAUUUAGUGUACCAUUUGGUUUCCUAUAUGAAAUUGAUACACAAUCAUUUGUUGUAGCAUCAACAACAACAUUACCAUUAAUAGAUCAUUCGAAAAUUUUACGAUUAAAUGAAACAAUUUUUUGUAAAUCAUGUGGACCAAAAAAAGAUGUAAAUAAAUUAUUAUCAAUUAUUAUUAUAAUAACAUCAUUUGGUUUUUUUUACUUGCCAAUGAUUAUUAUUGGAGCUAUUUAUUUAUUUAUUGGUAAAGCAUUGAAUCAUGUUAAUAAAUAUGAAAAUGCUUCAAAUAAUAUGAAAUCAAGUUCAUUGUCAUUAUGCAAUUCUUCUAUAGCAUCUAAAAAACUAACACCAAAUACAUCAUGUCAUUCAAUUAUAACGCAAAAAGAAACAAUGGAUACAAAAAAUCAAAAUACUCAUCUUGGCUCUUAUUCAUGGUUAAAAACUCGUGCUCGAUGUCAAGCACGAAAAGUUGUUAUUAAAACAUUAGUUGCUGUUGUUAUUGCAUUUUUUGUUUGUUAUGCUCCACUUUAUAUACAACGUUUACUAUUAGCUAUUAUGAAUUUAAAUCUCAUAUCUGAUUCUCAAUUAUCUGCAAGUGUAAUGGCUUAUUUAUAUAUUAUAUCCGGUACGACAUAUUAUUUUGGUUCAGUGAUUAAUCCAAUACUUUAUAAUGUUGUUUCAAAUAAAUAUCGACGAGCAUUUCGUAAUUUAUUUUAUUGUCGUUUAACGUAUAAAACAAAAACAACUACAAAAAAUCAACAAAAACUUUUUCAAGUAAAUCGUUCAAAUCAUCAACCAAUGAAUUAUCUUAUAAAAACAUCACCAAUAUUACAGCACCAAACUUAUAAUACAAAUAAAAAAAUAUUUUCACAUUUUAGUCAACAACAAAAAUGUCAAAACGAGACCUUGCCAAUGACAAAACGUCUAAUAUUAUCGAACACUCAAUCAUCUAGAUCUAAUUCAUCAUCGAUUAGUUCACAAAAUAGAGAACAAUGUCAAACGUAUUCUCUUCAUUCUAAUACAUCGUUACAGAAAAAAUGUCAAGUGCAGCACACCAAUGGAAGACUUUCUUUAAGAAGAAAACUACUUGGUGGUAGACAGCCAACUGAUACUGUUCCAUAG
Adineta steineri is the source of this 1584-nucleotide messenger RNA. The record is from the annotation of a GenBank genome assembly. Lineage: Eukaryota; Metazoa; Rotifera; Eurotatoria; Adinetida; Adinetidae.